UGAGAAUUAAGGAUUUGAAUAUUGCAAGUGGGUGGAGCCAGCGUGAAGGAGGAGCAUUGAAUUCCAAGUUUGCAGAGAUAUAUAAGGGCAGGUCUUCUGAGUAGAAUUAAAACAGCCAGAGGAUUUAGCAAGUUACAGCAACCCUCUGGAUUCCUGGUUAUCCAGUACAGGAACAUACUCCAAUAAAUUCAGAACACACAAAUGGCGGAAGGUCCCUCCUUGCAUCCAAAACUCCAAGUGGAUUCGAAUAUACCCAUAGAAAUAAGUUCCCAAAUACCUCAAGAACCGGCAAGGAACUUAGCUUUUCAAAUGCGUCAGAGUCCCCUAGUGACCCCAGGAAGUACAACGAAAUCAAGUCUUUCAGUCCCUGAAAGGAACCUACUUAAGCAAGAGUCUGAAGGACCAUCAAGACAAUCAGGUUGUAUGCCACUGUCAGAUAAAUAUGUUAACAAACAAACUAGCCCAAUGGCUUCAAGAAAGUUUCGAAAAGAACGAACUGUGUACACCAAAGAAGAGCAGGGCCUGCUGCAAAAACAUUUUGAUGAGUGCAGUACCCAAACAAGAAGAAAAUUGUGGAGCUGGCACUAUCAGUUGGUGUUACAAAGAGGGAGAUUAAGAUAUGGUUCAAGAACAACCGAGCUAAGUACAGGCAGAUGAACCUCCAGAAUAUUGAACAAGCACUGCCAGAGUCAAAUGGAAGCUCUAAAGCGGUUUCUGAGUCAACCCAUUUUCCUGUUGUUGCCUCUGACAAUGGAGAGUCCAUGUGUUCAGGCACAUUUGGUGAGGAUUCCAUUCCCAAAUUCAACUGCAGCUAGGAAUCUUCCCUGCAUUGUUUUCAGGCCUGAGAUGGGGCCAUGUGUUGUACGCAAGAAUAUGUGCUUGAUGGCCAUACCCCUGUUACAGCUUGGAACUCUGGUCAAUCAGCAGCAGUUGAAUAUCACACUUAGCAGUAGCUGAAGCUCCAGUCGGGCUGGCAUAUGCUGCCCAAGCCCCAGAGGAUGCUCACAAUUCAGGUCCAUCUGCAGACAAGCUCUGGCAAAGGAUCCUUGAAGACUUUUGACACAUCAGAUGACUGUCUUGCCAUGAGAAACCCCUCCACUCCAGCUUACACCUCUCAGGUCCUUGACGAGUCCAACCUUACAGCCAUGAAGAAGUGUGUUAUAUACACCUUUAUUCUCUGUAUUUGGAGAAAUAACCAGUCUUAUCUGUAGAAGCAUCAUACCACUGUGUUUUAUGUAGUGCGAUUGUUUGAAAUUCAGUUUAGGUCUUAAUUUUUUAUUGUUAGAGUAUAUGUUCAUUAAAUAAAAGGAGAAAAUAGUACUUUUAAAA
Molecule: messenger RNA, 1329 nt
Organism: Mus musculus (house mouse)
Lineage: Eukaryota; Metazoa; Chordata; Mammalia; Rodentia; Muridae
Gene: Obox2
Product: oocyte specific homeobox 2
Exons: 4
Coding region: 202-657 (151 amino acids)
Source: RefSeq, marked validated